AUGGCGACCGGCGUCGACCUCAAAUUGCUCAAGAGCACGAAAUUCCCGGCCGAGUUCAAUCAGAAAGUCGACAUCACGAAGGUCAACAUUGGAGUGAUGAAGAAAUGGAUUGCUGGAAGGGUCACCGAAAUCCUGGGCACUGAAGACGAUGUAAUCAUCGAGCUCAUCUUCAACUUGCUCGAGAGCGUCCGAAACCCGGACAUCAAGUUGCUCCAGAUUCAAUUGACGGGCUUCCUCGAGAAGGAUACGGCGCCGUUCUGCAAGGAACUCUGGAAGCUGCUAUUGAGCGCACAAGCCAGCCCACAGGGUGUGCCAAAAGAGCUCCUAGAGGCGAAGAAGCAAGAGCUUCUUCAAGAAAAGGUUGAACAUUCUCGAUAUUCUCACUCGACUCCCCCCACUGCUACCCGCGAAAUUAAGAUCGAGCUCUCAAUGCUCUCGGUCUUUGAAGAUCCCAAGCUGACCGUGAAAACCACGACAAUUCAGAUCGAAGCAGACAAGGCUGCCGAAGAGGCUCGCAAGCGGCGCGAGGAGCUAGACCGCCGGGACUACUCAGGUGGAGACAGAGGUGACCGAGGAGACCGCGGUGGUAGAGGCGGUCGUGGUGCUGGGCGUGGGGGUGACUCGUGGCGCGGACGCCGUGACGACCGAGACCGAGGUGGUUUUGGAGGCCGUGGCGGUGGUGGCCGAUCACGUUCGCCGCCUCGCUAUCGCGACCAGCGAGACCAUACAGACCGCGGAGGUCCCCGCGGCGGCGGUGGCUUCAGAGACACAUAUACGCCCCCGAUCUCGCACUCGCUCGCCAUCUGUGGAUUCAGCCUCUUCCCGUUCGCCAUCUCGACGACCAAGCGUUGCCAGCAGCAGACGAUCUAUCUCUCGUUCCCCAACCCCUCGAGCUCGCCGUGCAAGACCUCGAUCCCCGUCUCCCCCAGUCAACCGGGAAGCACCGAAGAGACGCAGAUCACCUCCCCGCGACCGCGGACCCAGAGACCGUUCUCGUUCUGCAUCCUCUGGCCGCGCAUCUCGAUCGCCAAAACGUCGCCGUUACUCAACUUCGCGUAG
Messenger RNA from Lasiosphaeria miniovina, 1059 nucleotides. RefSeq names its product PWI domain-containing protein. The transcript is spliced from 4 exons. Gene Ontology annotation, biological process: regulation of mRNA splicing, via spliceosome; mRNA processing. The record is from RefSeq and is a predicted model, not a curated record. Gene Ontology annotation, molecular function: RNA binding. The coding region runs from base 1 to 1059 and encodes 352 amino acids. NCBI's taxonomy places the organism in Eukaryota, Fungi, Ascomycota, Sordariomycetes, Sordariales, Lasiosphaeriaceae. Gene Ontology annotation, cellular component: spliceosomal complex.